AUGAACGUACAUGUAUCCGUCAACAUCAGAGACGGCCAAGUACUUCACACGUCUUUCUACUCCUCGUCCAUCGUACAGCUCACCUGGAUCUCCGGCAGUCUAGCGCAGCCGGCGGUGAAGCGAGCGGCGGCCAUCGCCCUUAUCAACUGCGUAUGCAACACGCCGAACAUCUGGACGUCGUACCUCUAUUACGAUGAGCCCAGAUAUGUGGCUGCCUUUGCGGUCAACCUGGGUGCAGCCCUAGUCGCUAUUGCAUUUGCUACGCUGGCCUGGGUCUACCUCAAACGAGAGAAUGGCAAGAUGGAUCAAGGCAAGCCGCUUGGAAAGAGUGGACCCACAGAGAGGCAGCAGGCAGCCGGAUUUCGAUGCCUUCUGUAG
Messenger RNA from Fulvia fulva, 378 nucleotides. RefSeq lists its product as uncharacterized. Lineage: Eukaryota; Fungi; Ascomycota; Dothideomycetes; Mycosphaerellales; Mycosphaerellaceae. Gene Ontology annotation, cellular component: membrane. Gene Ontology annotation, molecular function: transmembrane transporter activity. The transcript has a single exon. The record is from RefSeq and is a predicted model, not a curated record. Bases 1 to 378 code for a protein of 125 amino acids.